AUGGAUCAGGCAAAGUUGGCUAAGCUCCAGGCCAUGUCCGCCAAUGCCCGCAUUGGUACUGGCAAGGGUACUCCCCGCCGUAAGGUCAAGAAGGUCGUCCGCAACUCCGGUGCCGACGACAAGAAGCUCCAGGCCGCUCUUAAGAAGCUGAACGUUCAGCCCCUCCAGGGCAUCGAGGAGGUCAACAUGUUCAAGGAGGACGGCAACGUCAUCCACUUCGCCAACCCCCGUGUCCACGCCGCCGCCCCCUCCAACACCUUCGCUCUCUACGGUAACGGUGAGGAGAAGGAGCUCACCGAGCUCGUCCCCAACAUCCUCAACCAGCUCGGCCCCGACAGCCUGGCUUCCCUCCGCAAGCUCGCUGAGAGCUACCAGAACAUGCAGAAGCAGCAGGGUGAUAAGAAGGACGAUGAGGAGGAUGAUAUCCCCGAUCUCGUCGAGGGCGAGAACUUCGAGUCCAAGGAAUAA
Molecule: messenger RNA, 468 nt
Organism: Penicillium brevicompactum
Lineage: Eukaryota; Fungi; Ascomycota; Eurotiomycetes; Eurotiales; Aspergillaceae
Product: nascent polypeptide-associated complex subunit family protein
Exons: 3
Coding region: 1-468 (155 amino acids)
Cellular component (GO): nascent polypeptide-associated complex; cytosol
Source: RefSeq, a predicted model, not a curated record